Molecule: messenger RNA, 3198 nt
Organism: Sus scrofa (pig)
Lineage: Eukaryota; Metazoa; Chordata; Mammalia; Artiodactyla; Suidae
Gene: MLC1
Product: modulator of VRAC current 1
Biological process (GO): regulation of response to osmotic stress
Cellular component (GO): endoplasmic reticulum; cytoplasmic vesicle; plasma membrane
Source: RefSeq, a predicted model, not a curated record
CUCCCUCCCUGGCUUAAGGGCAGUUCUGCUGGCCCUUUGUGGUCUGUGAAAAGCUCUUGCUGGAAGCCCAGGGCAGGACGGCCGGGUAACAGCGCCCCUCACCCGGAGGCCGGCUCCCAGCCUGGGACCACCGCGGAGGUGGCAGCGUAGGUGCCCAGCCCUGCGGCCGCUCGCGUCAGCGUCUGUCCCGAGAGCCAUGGCCCGGGAGGAACAGUGCAGGGAGGAGCUGGGCUACGACCGGGCACCCACCCUGGAGCGGGGGAGGCCGGACGCCCGCAGCUACACCCCCGACGCCAAGCCCAGUGACCUUCAGCUCUCGUCCAGGCUGCCCCCGUGCUUCAGCCACAAGACAUGGGUCUUGUCCGUGUUGAUGGGGAGCUGCCUGCUCGUGACCUCGGGCUUCUCGCUCUACCUGGGGAACGUCUUCCCUUCUGAGAUGGAUUACCUUCGCUGUGCCGCGGGCUCGUGCAUCCCCUCGGCCAUCGUGAGCUUCGCGGUCUCGAGGAGAAAUGUCAGCGCGAUUCCCAACUUUCAGAUAUUGUUUGUGUCCUCGUUUGCUGUCACCACAACGUGUUUGAUCUGGUUUGGAUGCAAACUUGUCCUGAACCCGUCAGCAGUGGACAUAAAUUUCAACCUGAUCCUGCUGCUCCUGCUGGAGCUCCUCGUGGCGGCCACGGUGAUCAUGUCCGCGCGGUCGGGCGAGGCGCGCUGCAGGCGGAAGGGUUCUGUCUCUGAGAGCACCAACAUUCUGUAUGAAGUGGCAUUUCCUGGUCGAGUCCUGAAGUCCUAUUCCGUCAUCGAGGUGAUGGCCGGCAUCUCCGCCGUCCUCGGAGGGGUCAUUGCGCUGAAUGUGGAUGACGCCGUCUCAGGCCCCCACUUCUCGGUGGCGUUCUUUUGGAUCCUAGUGGCCUGUUUUCCAAGCGCCAUUGCCAGUCACGUGACAGCAGAGUGUCCCAGCAGGUGUCUGGUGGAGGUGCUGGCUGCCAUCUGCAGCCUCGCAGCCCCGCUGCUCUUCACAGCCUCCGGGUACCUGUCGGUCAGCGUCCUGAGGGUCACGGAGCUCUUUAAAGAUUACCCGCCGGCCUUCAAGCAAUCCCACGACGUGCUCCUGCUGCUCCUGAUGCUGGAGCUGCUGCUGCAGGCGGGGCUCAACACGGCCACCGUCAUCCAGUGCGUGAACUUCAAGGUGGGCGCCGCCUGGGACGCGGCGCAGACCGGCCAGCAGGAGCGCCCCGCGGGCGAGGUGGCCAGAAGCCCCCUGAAGGAAUUUGACAAGGAGAAAGCCUGGAGAGCCGUCGUGGUGCAAAUGGCCCAGUGACGCGGACAGAGAUGAGGCCCGGCCUGCUGGCCAGCAUUUCAGCCACACAGACGCUAGUUGUCCCCAAGCCGCUCCCUCCCGCCUGCCCUCUCCCUCCUGUAGCCGCAAGGGGGAGUUUUCAUUUCUUAGGUAGUUUAAUUUUGGAAUAGGCAAAUGUUGACUAUUUUGUGCUUAUCAGAGGUCAGUUCAUGCUCCCAAGGUGGCCUGACUGCAGGAGCAGCAGCUUGGGCCGGGUGAGGGAGGGGCCCCGGGUGAGGGAGGAGCCUGGACGAGGGAGGGGCCCCAGGUGAGGGAGGGGCCCCGGGUGAGGGAGGGGCCCUGGUGAGGGAGGGCCCCGGGUGAGGGAGGGGCCCAUGCUGGAGCUGGACUCCAAUAUCUUGGCAGCCACAGGUGGUGGGUUUCUGGUGCCCCCACCAGCUGCCUGUGCCCGCUCCUCCCUGGGCGCAGCCGGUGUGGGUCCCACCCGCUUGGGUGCUUCUCUUCUCUGGGGCCCAGUCGGCUAAGCAUCAUCUCCCUGAUGAGAGCAGAGUCUGUGCAGCCACUCCCCCCAGAGCCGAAGGCGCAGGGCCGCCCCCGCGUGCCCGCAGGUCUGCCCACUCUUUGUGCUUAAGCCCAGUCUCUCCAGAAGGGUGCCGGUUCCGUGGCCCUGGUCCAUGUCCCAGAAUCAGGCACGCGACUGGAGACCCAGCUCAGCGCCGGUCGCCUGUCCUGAGCCCUCUGUCACUGACACUUGGGUAGACCCGUCCACUGUGACAGCCCCGUGUUCUCUGGGGUGGGGCCAUUGUCCCAGGCUCUGAAAACCAAUCGGCCACACCUUUGCACCUCGAUGGCCUCUGUGUCGUGGUGGGGCUGAGCCCCCUCCCUCCAGCCGUGACAGCUCUGCUCCCUCUCCCCUUUGCUUGCUUGGAAUGCAAGACAGAGCCCUGCCCUGCGCCCCGGCCCUGGAAUCGCCAAGCAUCCUGCAGCCUUUUUGCAGCCUAACACGCGUCUUGUCUUGACCUACGCUCACUCAUCUGAGGUUUGGCCAGGCCAGAGGCCUCCUCCAUCUGUCACCUGCCAGACUGCAGGGACAGUUUGAGUGUGAGAAUAACACAUGCUUUGAUCAAAGUCACAGCCAAGAGUUGGUGUGUGUGCCCUCUCUUUAUCCCAUGAGAACAUCUGGAAUCUUCUAGAACGCUAAACUUCUCUCAGUUGACAUGGGCACCAAAGAAUCCCUGGUGAGCUGGGAGCACCGACUACAGGGGAAACACUGAUUGUGUCAGAAGCCAUUUUCAGGCCGGUACUUUCGUUCCCCAGGCCACGAGUCCAGGGAUUUGGGGGCUCUUCCACGGUGAGGAGACGAGCAGCUGUGCGGGAGGAUGCUAGCAUUCAUCUUAUUGGGGUGCAUUAAUCCGCCCCCCAUGGGUUGCAGGGACUGCCUGGCUCCUCCCUCCAGCGAAGGCGGCACUGUACCCAGCCCUGGCGGCUCCAAAGGCAAGCCAAGCCUGAGGGGGCAAAUGCCAUAUUCAGGUCCCCAAACAAGCACGGCAGCCAGGUGGCUGUCAGCUGCACACGAGCAGACCCCACGCAGCUGCCACCAGCAGGGCCGCCCCUUCCCGCUGCUCCAGGCCAGGCAGGUCGCUCCCAGAGGGGUCAGGGCUGCAAGGGCGGAGCAGGUGAUGCUGCCGCCUCGGAGUCUUAGAGCUGGAAUUAGGUGCCUGGGGGCUUUAACACAGGCUUGCACUUUCUUAUUUUAGAGAGAGCUUGAAAAAUCCAGACAAAUGAGGUAUAAUCCUGCCUCUGUCGACUUACAUUUUCGUGAUGUAGUUUAACCACGGCUUGAGCAAUAAAUGCUAACACAUCCGUGUGGCCACGUCUAAAUAAAUGCUGUGUAUGAUUAA